UGCAACCAUGUGCUUCACCAUUUGGGUUAUCGAGACUUUAGCAUUAUGCGCCGGUACAUUAGGUUUCUAUAUGGAUGAUUUCGGCGACGAACACUUUUCGCCCUCUAAUGUUUACUAUGAUCAAUUACCUUUGGAACAAUACCAUCCUCUAUGGACGAAAAAUUUCUUCCCUAAGAAGAGCUUCAAUAAAUUUGCGGCUAAUCCUUUCCCUUUCAAAGUACCUUUUGAAGCUUCGUCGUCACUUUUGUCUGAGGAACAACGAUUAAUACCGUUCGCAGUCGCUCCCUCUAAACCAAACUCUCCCUCAGAUAAUAAUUAUUUCAACAGAGAACAAGUUAUUAACUACAACCAUCUUCAAAAUUCUCCAUCAGAUCCCGUGGAGACUGAAGUGUAUCACGUCAAAUUGCCACCCGUAAUAGUAGAUCAUACUGGACAAUAUCACAGAGUGCCAGCAGGAACUUUGGUGCAGAUGUUGAAAGGUGCACAGGCGCUAAACAGACUUCAACCUCAAGGCGUACACUACGCCUCCGGAAAUAACCAUUACGUGAAUUCCCAGCUGCCUUUUCAACACGCUCAACAUGGUCAACCGACUCAGCAAGUCCACGAAACCGCUUCUUACAUCCCUUUAAGAGAUAUAUAUCAAAACCAUAAACUAGUAGACCAAAUAGAUAGACCUUACGUCCAUUAUUAUUCAUUACCGCACAAUCACAAUUAUCAUCAUUCUUAUCUGCAUAACCACCAGAUCACGCAGCCCUAUUCGCCCGUGAUUACCAUACCUCCUCGAUCUGCAGCCAAGCCACUGCUGGUGAAAAGCGAAAUCAAAGUAGCCAAUACUAGUACUGCACCCUCUAACCAAACCAACAAUCCCGAUUUAAAGUUUUCUCAGAGAGACGACGGCGCUUUCGGAAAUUUGAGAGGCAUCGAAACGCCUCCCCAACCGCAAGGUCGAGCCGAUGGUUCAGCGCAGAGGUAUUUUAAUACCCCACCUUUCAACAGGCAGAAAAUCAGAUCGAAAGAACCACCCAGCUGUGUGAAUGGCACUAAUGCCACAUUCUGCCUAGAGGAUGACGAAUACCCAUCGGAGAUCAUCAGGCUGUCCAUGAACAAUAAUCAAUUCCUAUUAGAACGUAUUCUUGCAGACCCGACAGACAGCAGUUCCAUUAAUUUAGUAGAGGGUGUGGACGGAAAUUCCACUUCCGGAAACAUCCGCGAAAAAAACGGCACCAGUUCUAAAGACGGAAAUUACAUCUGCUCCUCUACUGUCACUUACGCCCAACCUCUGCGUGCAUCUAAUAUCGAUGGAGACUGGAAAGUCAUUGUUAACUUGAAAGAGCGUGAAGGAGGAGCAAAAUAUUCUCAAACAGUGCGUCUGGAAGAGUGCAGCACUCCCGAAUCGUCGUGCAACUUUCUGAACGGAGUUGUCAAUUCUCGCUGCGUACAGAAAUUCAACUUGCAGCGAUUGUUGGCAUGGAGUUACGAAGAGGGCAUCCACUUCGACGUGUUCCGUCUUCCCAUCGCGUGUUCGUGUCAAGUGCGUCGUGCGGGAGAACUGCCGUGA
Centruroides sculpturatus (bark scorpion) is the source of this 1558-nucleotide messenger RNA. RefSeq lists its product as uncharacterized. The transcript is spliced from 4 exons. Gene Ontology annotation, cellular component: extracellular region. The coding region runs from base 8 to 1558 and encodes 516 amino acids. Gene Ontology annotation, biological process: central nervous system formation; innate immune response; regulation of Toll signaling pathway. Lineage: Eukaryota; Metazoa; Arthropoda; Arachnida; Scorpiones; Buthidae. Gene Ontology annotation, molecular function: Toll binding; growth factor activity. The record is from RefSeq and is a predicted model, not a curated record.